Alexandromys fortis (reed vole) is the source of this 2741-nucleotide messenger RNA. It is a transcript of the gene Gstt4, whose product is annotated as glutathione S-transferase theta 4. Gene Ontology annotation, biological process: glutathione metabolic process. The transcript has 5 exons. Gene Ontology annotation, molecular function: glutathione transferase activity. Lineage: Eukaryota; Metazoa; Chordata; Mammalia; Rodentia; Cricetidae. Gene Ontology annotation, cellular component: cytoplasm. The record is from RefSeq and is a predicted model, not a curated record. Bases 1 to 723 code for a protein of 240 amino acids.
AUGGGCCUGGAGCUGUAUAUGGACUUGCUGUCAGCACCUUGCCGCGCCGUCUACAUCUUUGCCAAGAAGAAUGGCAUCCCCUUUGACUUCCAAUUUGUGGAUCUCCUAAAAGGUCACCACCAUAGCAAGGAAUACAUCGAAAUCAACCCCCUGAGGAAGGUCCCCAGCCUCAGAGACGGAAAGUUCGUCUUGUGUGAAAGUGUGGCCAUCCUCUUCUACCUAUGCCGCAAGUACAGCGCACCUUCCCACUGGUACCCACCAGACCUACACAUGCGCGCCCGUGUGGACGAGUUCAUGGCCUGGCAGCAUACAGCCAUUCAGCUGCCCAUGAGCAAGAUACUGUGGAUCAAGUUGCUAAUCCCGAUGAUCACGGGUGAGGAGGUUCCUGCUGAGAAGGUGGACCAGGCAGUCGAUGAGGUGAGGAGAAACCUACAGCAAUUUGAGGAGAAGUUUCUGCAGGACAAGAUGUUUAUCAUUGGAGACCACAUCUCCCUGGCUGACUUGGUGGCCCUGGUGGAGAUGAUGCAGCCGAUUGGGGGUGACCACAACGUCUUCAUCAGCUCCAAACUUGCCGAAUGGCGGAUGCGGGUGGAGUUAGCCAUUGGUUCUGCCCUCUUCUGGGAGGCUCAUGACCGACUGGUGAAGUUACCCAGCUGGGACUGCUCGACGCUGGACCCCAUGGUCAAGACCAGGAUUGGUGAAUUUCUGAAGACAUAUAAGUGACCUCAGAGGCUGUUCAUUCUGCAGGGUCUGGCUGUCUCUGCCUUCUGAGUCUCUUCCCUUAGGGAAGACACUAAGAAACACUCUCUUCCUUUACCUAAUUAAAAAAAAAAAACCUGGAACAGUCACCAAUGCUGUUAUGAGGACAGUAGGUGUGAGCAAAGAGAAUGGUAUGGGAGGAGGUGAUCAUCACAAGUCUUCUUGGUUUCUAAAAAGAAUAUAAGAGGCUGGGGAGAUGACUCAGAGGGUAAAGUGCUUCUGCCUAUCUUAGUUAGGGUUUCUGUUGCUGUGAAGAGACACCAUGACCAUAGCAACUCUUAUAAAUGAAAACAUUUAAUUGGGGUGGUGGUUUACAUUGUCAGGGGUUCAAUCCAUUAUCAUCAUGGUGGGACCUAGUGGUAUGCAGGCAGACAUGGUGUUGGCUACAUCUCCAUCAAAAGGCAACAGGAAGUGCACUGUGACACUGGGUGGUAUCUUGAGCACAGGAAAUUGCAAAGCCCACCCACACAAUGACACACUUCCUCCAACAAGUCACAUCUCCUAAUAGUGCCACUCGCUGUGAGCUCAAGGGAGCCAAUUACAUUCAAACUACUUCACUGUCUUAGCUCACAUUUCUACCACCCACACUAAAACCAGGUACAAGUACCAUCCCCAGAGCUCACUAAGUAGCCAGUUCAGCAGAAAUGGCAAGCCCCAGGUUCAACAGCAAAAAUGUUAGCUGAAAAACAAGGGGGAAAGCAAAAGACGAAGCCAUCCAACCUCAGCAGAUGGUCUCUGUAGGAGCACCUACCUGUUUAGUUAAAAGUGUCACCUCAGCUUCCUAACACCCCUUUAUACAAAGAGUCUGAAAUGCUUAGUUGGGGGCUUCACUCCAACCCCUGGCAUCCAUUUUGAGCCACCUCCCCUGGGAGUUGCCUCAGUCCAAACUCCACCUCCAAGAAAGGCUGCCAAACGGUGACCCCUCACAGGAAGGGUCAAGACCACUCCCACAGGCUAUUUAAACUGCCUCCCAAAGAAUUAACACGUGGUCUCCCCUUUUCCCUCUUCAGUGGUCGUUCUGAUUCUCCUCUUUCUCUCUCUGUGUUUUUCUGGAGGCCGCUGCCAUCCAUUAAACCUGGGCAUCUUCUAAUUUGGUCUGGUUUGGUCUGAUUGGGAUAAUUUGCAUCAGCGGACCCCCUCCCCACCGCUGGUCCUCAAGAAGCCUGCCAGUGGGAUGAAAAUGUGCAUUGGAUUCCAGAUCUCACCUUUCCAUGUGCCCACAGGCAUAGAGCUUAACCUGGGCCUCAGGUAUCCCAUAAGUAAAGAAAUACAGUACCCAAGAGGCUCAGUCUUGUUUUGCCACCACGAGAUUGUUAUUCCAGUAAGGAAUUUGGUCUUGCUAGGAUGGUGGCUUGUAGGCAGAGUUCUCCCAUUCUGGGAGCCACUUCCAAAUUACUACACAGAGACUUAUAGUAAUUGUACUAACUAGCUCUUGCAUUUUAAGUUAACCCAUAUUUCUUAUAUAUGUUCUGCUCUGUGGCAUGUACCUUUAAUAGAAUAGGACAUUCAUCUCCUGCUUCCUCUGCUACUGGCUGGUGACUCCUCUAACUCUGCCCUUUCUCAUCCAAUCAUUCUCAGUUUGACUUUCCCACCUAAUUUUAUCCUGUUCUGCUAUUGGCCAGUCAGCUUGUUUAUUGAACCAAUUAUAGAGACAUAUAUUCACACAGAGUACAGGACUAUUCCACAGCAUUGGCUUGACUUCAUCUCACCUUCCUAAGAUGUUUUCUUGUUUAUCUGAGCAUGUGCCAUGUGUAUGCAGGUAUCCACAGAGGCUGGAAGAGGAUGUUAGAUCUCCUGGACCUGGAGUAGUAUGUAAUUGUGAGCUCCCUUAGGGUUGUUUACAGAAACAUGGGUAAGGGUUUGUGAAAAGACACACGGGCACUGUCUCAGUCAUUGUUCUAUUGCUGUGAAGAGACAUCAUGACCACAGCAAUUCUUAUAAAGGAAGAUCAGCUUGCCUUGGCGGAUGGGGGAGGCAGUGGG